AUGAAUCUCCUCGACCCUUACCUGAAGAUGACAGAGGAACAGGAGAAGUGUCACUCCGAUGCGCCCAGCCCGUGUAUGUCUGAGGACUCUGCAGGAUCCCCGUGUCCGUCCCACUCCGGCUCUGACACCGAGAACACGCGCCCCGUGGACAACCACCUCCUCAUGUCCGCGCUCGACUACAAGAAGGAGACGGACGAGGAGAAGUUCCCGGUGUGCAUCCGGGACGCAGUGUCUCAGGUGCUCAAAGGAUACGACUGGACCCUGGUGCCAAUGCCUGUGCGCGUCAACGGAUCCAGCAAAAACAAGCCGCACGUCAAGAGACCCAUGAACGCCUUCAUGGUGUGGGCGCAGGCGGCGCGCAGGAAACUGGCGGACCAGUACCCGCAUCUCCACAACGCAGAGCUCAGCAAGACCCUGGGCAAACUCUGGAGAUUGCUUAACGAGUCUGAGAAGCGGCCGUUUGUAGAAGAAGCAGAGCGAUUGAGGGUGCAGCAUAAGAAGGACCACCCUGAUUACAAGUAUCAGCCGAGGCGGAGAAAGUCCGUGAAGAACGGUCAGAGUGAUGCUGAAGAUGGGGAGCAGACACACAUCUCACCCAACGCUAUUUUCAAAGCGCUGCAGCAGGCGGAUUCCCCUGCGUCCAGCAUGGGAGACGUGCAUUCCCCUGGUGAACACUCUGGUCAGUCCCAGGGUCCACCUACUCCACCCACAACCCCUAAAACUGAUCUUCCAUCGAACAAAGCUGACCUGAAGCGUGAGGGCCGACCUGCACAGGAGGGCACUAGUCGCCAGCUCAACAUUGACUUUGGUGCUGUGGACAUUGGAGAGCUGAGCAGUGAAGUCAUCUCAAACAUGGGAAGUUUUGACGUGGAUGAGUUUGACCAGUACCUUCCACCACACAGCCACGCAGGCGCUGCUCAGGCCGCGUACACCGGCAGCUAUGGCAUGAGCAGUGCCGCUGUGGCCCAGAACAGUGCCUGGAUGAACAAACAGCAGCAGCACACACUGACCAACUUAAGUGGAGAGCAGCAACAGAGGACCACCCAGAUCAAGACAGAGCAGCUCAGUCCCAGCCACUACAGCGACCAGCAGGGCUCUCCUCAGCAUGUGACCUACGGCUCCUUCAACCUGCAGCACUACAGUAGCUCCUACCCCUCCAUCACUAGAGCACAGUACGAUUAUUCAGAGCAGGGCACUAACUCCUACUACAGCCAUGCCGCUGGCCAGGGCUCUGCUCUCUACUCUACGUUCAGCUACAUGAGCCCCAGUCAGAGGCCCAUGUACACCCCCAUCGCCGACAGUGCUGGGGUGCCCUCUGUCCCACAGAACCACAGUCCACAGCACUGGGAGCAGCCCAUCUACACACAGCUCUCCAGGCCCUGA
Molecule: messenger RNA, 1383 nt
Organism: Knipowitschia caucasica
Lineage: Eukaryota; Metazoa; Chordata; Actinopteri; Gobiiformes; Gobiidae
Source: the annotation of a GenBank genome assembly